AUGAAAAGCAACUCGGUCCGUCUCACCUACGUCUACGGCUUCGCCGGUCUGUGGUGGUUCGUCUCCGGCGCAACAGUCCAAAUCCUACUCUACGCAAUCAUGGCCAUCGAGCUGAAGCGCCGCGCCCCUCGAGCAAACACUAUCCUUGAAGCCUUGCGGAUCAGAUUCGGCACAGCGACUCACAUCGUCUUCUUCGUGUACGGUGUCGUCGUCCAGAUUCUGGUCACAGCGGCGCUGCUACUCGGCGGAUCUGCGGCUUUCGCGGUCACCACUGGUGUCAACAUCGUAGCAAUGAACUACCUGAUCCCGCUUGGCGUCGUGAUUUACACAUACUUUGGCGGGCUGAAAGCGACCUUCAUAUCGGACUUCCUCCACACGCUGGUCAUCUUCAUUUUGGUACUGGUGUUCAUGUUCAAGGUAAUGGCGGUCAGCUCUGUACCCGUUCUCGGCUCGCCUGGAGCAUUGUGGGAUCUACUCCAGCCAGACGUGCUGCAGACUGAAGCCUUUGGUGCCAAGGACGGCUCAUAUCUGACCCUGCAGUCGGGACAAGGUCUCCUGCUUGCUGGUGUCAUUCUGGUAUCAGGUUUUGGUUCCGUCUUCGUUGACCCAUCCUACGGCCAGAAAGCUAUUGCUGGAGAGCCCAAUGCUGUCGUCAAAGGAUACUUCAUUGGUGCGUUCGCAUGGUUCAGCAUACCUCUCGGACUCUGCGCGACGAUGAGCUUCGUUGCGGUUGCGCUGGCAAAUACAAACUACUGGCCCGUUUCUGGAGGCGUGACGCAGUACCAGAUCGACAACGCGCUGAUUCUGCCACUUGCCGCUCAGGCUGUUAUGGGCACUGGAGGUGCGGUGGCGAUUAUUCUAAUGGUAUUCAUGGCUGUGACAUCGUCCUUCAGCGCGGAGAUUGUUGCACACGCUUCGAUCGUGACGUACGAUAUAUAUCGACCGUACAUCAACCCUGCCGCAGACGACAAGAGGCUGGGACUGGUUUCUCACGCAGCGCUCUGUAGCUUCGGCCUCUUCUCUGCGUCCUUCGCCACUGGUCUCGGGUAUUCCGGCGUCUCCAUGGGAUGGGUUCUCGAAUUCCUCGGCGUCGCUGUCGGCGCUGCCGUUAUCCCCAUUACGCUUGCUGUCAACUCCGCCCACGUCAGCCCUCUCUUCAUGGAGAUUGCUGCGCCCAUCGGGACAAUCUGCGGCCUCUCAUCGUGGCUGGGCAGCGCAAAGGGCAUGUAUGGCGCGGUCAAUGUCGUGACGACCUUCGAGAACUGGCCCAUGUUCAUCGGCUGCACCGUCUCGCUCUUCGUCCCGCUCAUCAUGUGGGUGGCGAUGUGGCCUUUGCAAAAGCGCCCUUACGACUGGGAUAGGCUGUUUCGAAUGGAGGCGACGCAGCCACGGCCAGGAGACGCCAAGUUUGCCGCAGGCGACACCAAAGACCUCGGCGAUGACUUCGACCCUAUGGCUCUCGCGCGGGCUUCCAGGAACGCGAAGAUCGUCUCGAGCGUGGUCUGCUCCAUCUUCCUGAUCAUCAUUCCCUUUUCGUUGUAUGGGACGGGGUAUAUCAUGAGUCGGAACUUCUUCAUUGGAUGGACCGUGGUGGUCUUUAUUUGGUGUUGGGUUGCAGCUAUUCUUCUGCCUACGCUGGUCUGCCUGAACAAGUAG
Saxophila tyrrhenica is the source of this 1656-nucleotide messenger RNA. RefSeq lists its product as uncharacterized. NCBI's taxonomy places the organism in Eukaryota, Fungi, Ascomycota, Dothideomycetes, Mycosphaerellales, Extremaceae. The record is from RefSeq and is a predicted model, not a curated record. Gene Ontology annotation, biological process: urea transmembrane transport. Gene Ontology annotation, molecular function: urea transmembrane transporter activity. The coding region runs from base 1 to 1656 and encodes 551 amino acids. Gene Ontology annotation, cellular component: plasma membrane. The transcript is spliced from 2 exons.